Penicillium brevicompactum is the source of this 531-nucleotide messenger RNA. RefSeq lists its product as uncharacterized. Lineage: Eukaryota; Fungi; Ascomycota; Eurotiomycetes; Eurotiales; Aspergillaceae. The transcript has a single exon. The record is from RefSeq and is a predicted model, not a curated record. Bases 1 to 531 code for a protein of 176 amino acids.
AUGUCUACCUUCGAACCAGUGCACUUUGUGCCUGCUAUUCGUCGACCACAGAUUUUGAAAUUACCGGUGCAGCGCAUCCUCGCCGUUGCACAUGAAAAGAUUGAUGGCCCCACAAAUCACUGGUGUAUUUACCUCUCGACGUCCGAUGACACCUCAAUUCGAGUUGAUUGUCAGCCAAGUCACAGCGUGCCAAGCACUGUGAUUCGAGGAGGCUCCAAAGCUAACCUGGUUAUAUCUGAAUUAUCAUCUGCAACGUCGCCCGAUACUCAAACCCGAUUUGUCAUCGAUGUCGUUCCUGGUAUAUCUGUUGAGAAGAUCAUGGAUGUAAUCGUGGACAGCGGGAAGCACAAAUACGAAUUCGAUGAGCAGGGGGUUGGAUGCAGGUACUGGACAACUGAUCUGAUUGAUCUCAUUCAUGAGCAGGGGAUUACCACCAAUGCAUCACAAAUUUUAGAUGCGAAAGCUGGUAUUCUAACGUUGUGGCCUGAUGAGACGCCCCUGCCUCUUGAUCAAGGGGCUUAUUAUCAGUGA